AGUAUAAAUCAAGUCCGCCCCAACGAUCCUCAUUGUGGUAGCAGCAAGUAUCUUCCCUAAAUCGAGAACAAUAUUUCUCUUGUUCUCAGCUCCGCCAGUGCUUUACCAAAUUUUGAUUACCAGAACUUUGUCUGAGCUAUGGCGCCAGCACGAGUCGAUGGUGGCGUCAUGGGUGGCGCCACCACCAAGGGUGAUAGGCUUUCUCGUAAUGCUGCGAGAACUGAACAGGAGAUCAUCGACCUCUCCCGGUCAAUUUUGAAAAUCAUUUUCGACUAUGCCCUCAAUAAAAUUGACCACUCAGAGUCUGGCUUCGAGCGCGGUUGCGAUAACUUCCUUCCGGUUGUUAGUCGAUUCGUUGCUGAGGAGAAAAGAGUUGAGGCAUGUCUGCCCGCGUUCCCAUUCAAAUCCGCAAACAAGAUAUACAAAGUACUGGGAAAGCUUCCGGAUAAGGCCGAAGAAUUAUCACUCGAACGAUUGAAUACUAUCUGUAAACGUAUUCAAGCCAUCUAUCCCCCAGGUGCUCGAAUCACAAUCGUCUCCGAUGGCAUUGUGUAUAGUGACCUGUUAAGCAUCUCUGACCAGGAUACAUGGCUCUAUGGAGAGGCCUUGCGUGUAAUGGCUGCAGAAAAGAAGUUUGAUUGCAUAGGCUUCUCGACGGAGAAGGACCUGCUUAACUUCGGCCUGCGAGAGGAGAUGAGAGAAAUCAUCUAUGUCGCCAACUGUGCGAAUUUCCGCCGUUAUCUUCUAAACAAAUACGGCAACGACGAUAUUGACAUUGACCGUGAAAUUGCAACAAACCCUGAUACAAAACUAACCUACCUCGGAUAUAAGAGAUUCUUGGAGUCAGAUUUGAAGCAUAUCUUUCCUCGAGGAGCCAAGCGAAGCGGUCAUGCAUACACGAGAGAUUGCAAAUAUAUUGCCAAGCAAAUGCUAAUAAGAGGCUAUGCGUUCGCUGGGGCUGUUAAGGACGCGUAUCCUAAUCAUUUACGACUUUCUAUUCAUGAAUCCAUUGGCGCAGUUGCGAAGAUUUCAAUAUCCUUGCUGAACACCAAGACUGGGUUCACAACUCCAUGGCACUGCAGCGUGGCGCAACUUGCUGAUGGCGAGUGGGUCAGCGCCCCCAUGGGCGAAUUUAUUAAAAACCCCAGACUAGAACUAGUACAAGUUGACGGCCUACCUAGCCACUUUAUAGAGAAGCUAGACAAGAACAACAGCGGAGGUGCAUUUGAGUUGGUGAAAAUAGCUAAACCUCUCACCGCUAGUGAAUAUAUGAGCAAAGCGAUUCAUCCAACCGCAACCCCUUGCGGUAUCUCUUCGCAAAUUAGCGACUCCCUUUCCUCAUCCGCCGAAACCGACGAAGCUGCAACAUCAGAAGGGCAGUCUUCCCCAAAUACAGCCCCAAGCAUCCCUGGAAGCAUUGUGGAACGGAAGAUUAGCAACGUUUCCUUGUCAGGGGCAGCCGAUGAAACUUCCUCGACGCUAUACGGGCGAAGGCUCUUACCUCAGAUUGUAGAUGAUCUGGCUGCGGAGGAGCCAUUACGCACAGUAUUCUCGUUAGCGAGAUCCGCCGAAAAUUCACCCAGCUUCAGAGAAAUCUCCGCCCGUGUCUUCGCUCAGGCCAUUAACAAGCUUUGUUGGUGGCUUCGGAGAAAGGCUGGUAGAUCUAACUCAAUCCAGCCUAUCAGCUAUAUUGGACCGCAUGAUCUACGGCAAGUUCUACUAACAUAUGCGUGUAUGAAGGUUGGGUACGCUGUGUUGUUCAUCUCGCCUGAGGACAGCACGGAAGAUACGCUGGCUGUGCUUGAGGCAACGAAGUGCGAUAUAUUAGUCACCGCAGGCGACGUGCCUCCAUUCCCAGUCGCAGGCGAGGUCUUGCAAUCACGCUCCAUGACGGUUCUGCAGCUUCCUCUUCUCGAUCAUCUCCUGGAUGACUCGGCCGUUAAACCUUAUCCGCUCACUAAGACUUUUGAUGAAGUCAUUGAUGACCCAUUCUGCUAUAUCCUCACGUCUGAUCCCACGGGAAAUCUCAAGCCAAUCCCGUGGUCUCACGGUUUGAUAAGUGCCAUUGAUGCAGUGCGUUUGUUGUCAAGUGCCCAGGCCGAUGGCAACUUGCUUCCAUGGACCUCGGAUUGGAAAGAAGGAGAUAAGAUAUACUCCCCAUUCCCAGUGAGCCAUGGUGCCGGUAUCAUCAUGAACAUCGUCGUUCCUGUUCUCUACAGCUUGCACUGCAUACUGGGACCAGUCGACACGAUGCCGAGCAUUAAUAUCGUGCAAAACCUGGCGGAGACUGCCAAGGUUAAUGUCUGGAGCCUAGAACCAUCUUUCGUUGAUGAGUUGGGGGAGCCCCAUCUAGGCCUUGGCCAUAUUCACUCACUACUCUCUGACAAUUUCAUGUUCUCAGGCGGCGACAGUCAUACCGAAGAAGAGUUCUGGGCUAACAACAGUACGUCUAAGUUGGUGCAGCAGCAGAUCGAGUGCACCGACAGCUGCUCCCAGGUCCUUGCAGUAUUUCCCAAGACUACGGUCGCCGCCGUGGAGCGCCGAUAAGCACAUAGUCCGAAAAGAUCGGGAUGCCAAACGGAGAUGAGGAGCCCAGAGAACGAGAAGGUCCUGUCAAUGGUGGUUGCUAGGCUUUUUUGGCGUGUUGCAGGGGUGAAACAUAUACGCUGUUCACUUUUCUUCUCACCUUAUAUCUUGGCGCAUUAAAAGUUACAUUUUUGGGUAGAUAUAGAUUGAUACAGACUAGGGUUCGUGAUCGAGCUGUGCUUCAGCUAUAAAACCAAGAUUUAC
This is a messenger RNA of Xylaria bambusicola, 2790 nucleotides long. Its product is annotated as Pyoverdine/dityrosine biosynthesis protein-domain-containing protein. The record is from RefSeq and is a predicted model, not a curated record. NCBI's taxonomy places the organism in Eukaryota, Fungi, Ascomycota, Sordariomycetes, Xylariales, Xylariaceae. The transcript is spliced from 7 exons. The coding region runs from base 139 to 2547 and encodes 802 amino acids.